AUGAAUACUACUUUAAAAUUAUUUACAUUUUUUCUACAUCUGAUAACUUUUAUAAAAAGUGAAGAUUUUUCGUCGAUAACUAACAGUAGUUUAGCAAGAGUAAAAUUGUACGUAAAUUCGGCUGAAAUAGCCUAUAAAAUAUCAGCAUUUCAAUUUCCUGUUGAAUUUUCACCAAAACAGUUGGAGCAUAUACGACCAGAAACAAUACGAUUAAACGGCAAAUUCGUCCACGUUAGUUCACAAACUAUCACACAACAGAAAAAAUCUUUAAAUGGUCAAAAAGUUCUUAUAUGUAAAGAUGAUUGUUCAAACACUGUUGAAGCCAUUAUGAUUGAUGAUGAAAUAAAUCUGGUAAAAGAUCUUUCUGAUAACACAUAUUAUACCGUAUUAUAUAGUCAAACAAUAAAAUACUUUGAUAUUCCACCAACAAAUAAAAUUAUUGUUGAUUUUACAUUUGAAACAUCGAAUAUUGAACAGCUUUAUUUACAAAUGAUUAGUAACCAGUUAAAAUGGAGAACAAUCUACGAUCUUUUAUUAGAUGAUAAUGACACACUGUUAAUUGGCUAUGCUGAUAUGCAAAAUAGUGGUCUAAAUGCGGUACAGAUUGAACAAGCUGAAUUAUUUGGCGGUGAUAUUAAUAUUAGGGGACCAUCACAAACAUCUUAUAACAAUGAAUAUUAUCAAAGUGCAGGUAGUGGUAAUGCAGCCGCAGGACUUUAUAACGACGUUAGCUACACCACUAUGUCUCCCACUCACAUAGGUCAAGAACUUGCUGGUGUAUAUUUAUUCACAAUUGAUAAACCAUUUAUUAUUGAUGCAAAAUCAAACUAUCUGUUACCGAUAAUUCGAUCAACGAUUGAAAUUGAACGUUACGGUUCAAUACGAAAAUAUUUUCAAAUAACAAAUAAUAAUGGAAAUGCUCAACGAUCCUAUCGUUUAAAGAGUGAUCAAUUUUUACUAAAAGGAAAUGUUCUAGUAAGAGAAAAUAAUCGUUUAGUAGGCGAAACUAUGUGGACUGAUCAAGCAGCUAACAAUUCGUACAUAUUUUCGAUCGGACAAGAUCCCGAUAUUAUUUAUAGUGAAACUAUUAUGUUAUUAACAAAUGAAUCUAGUAAAUCUGUUGAGAAUAGUCAAAGUGGUAAUAUUCCAAAUGGUAAUAUUGGUUAUGUAUAUACUGUGAAUACAACAUAUGAAAUUACUCUUAAUUUAAAAAAUUUUAAAGAACGUUCUGUUCUUGUUGAAUACAUGCAAGACAUGACAUCAAGAUUAUUUAUUUUUCCACAACAAACAAACGAUUUCAAACGUGAUGGAUCCAUUAUUGCCGGAAAUUUUACUUUACAAUCCAAAGAAAUAAAAGAACUAAAAUAUAAAAUCAUUCUUCAACUCGCUCAUAAAUAUUUCAAAACCGAACGAUCAGAUCGUCCUCUAUCAUCAAUAAUAUAUGUCAACGAAGGAUUUAUAGUUUUUACUAUUAAAUAUGAUGUCGACUAUGAUAUUCCACAAUAUAAAGAUCCAAAUGAAAGUGAAUUAAUUACAAGAAAAAAUUUACAAAAUUUAUUCAAAUACCAUAAAACAACAAAAAAGAUAUAUUCUCAUCUAGACUUGACACAAUUCGAUAUUCAACCUCGUCCAUGGGAAUCCAUCAAUGAUUUACUUUACUAUUCUCUCUCAUGUCAAUAUAGCUCACAAGUGUACAAAAACUUUCGACCAUACGCUAGAAACAAACCACCGAAAUAUAACGAUGUAUCUGAACGUCUAAUAUUCUCUAAAAAUUAUAACAAUGCAUCGAUAUUAUUUUCAACAUUUAAAGGAGCAUCUCUUAAAUAUUUACAUUUACAACAACAUAUUUAUGAACGAAUGGAGCAUACAUAG
Molecule: messenger RNA, 1872 nt
Organism: Didymodactylos carnosus
Lineage: Eukaryota; Metazoa; Rotifera; Eurotatoria; Philodinida; Philodinidae
Source: the annotation of a GenBank genome assembly